AUGUGUUUUAUAAAAACAAGUGAAUCAAGGCCUCUUAUUGUAAAGCGUAACUUGAGGGCUAUUUUUUCCAAAUCUGAACAACUUCAAUCUAAAAAAUCUCUAAAUUUUACAAUUCUCCAAAUUAAUGAGUGUUGCAGUGAUAGAGCUAUAGCUUUUGGAUUAUUAAAUCAUAAAGACCAAAGAUUGCUUGAUUUUGGGGUUAGAAGACUUAAAGUGUUUGGAAAGGACAGACUUUGA
This is a messenger RNA of Meloidogyne enterolobii, 237 nucleotides long. NCBI's taxonomy places the organism in Eukaryota, Metazoa, Nematoda, Chromadorea, Rhabditida, Meloidogynidae. The record is from the annotation of a GenBank genome assembly.